Molecule: messenger RNA, 1041 nt
Organism: Mauremys reevesii (Reeves's turtle)
Lineage: Eukaryota; Metazoa; Chordata; Testudines; Geoemydidae
Gene: ETFB
Product: electron transfer flavoprotein subunit beta
Exons: 7
Coding region: 129-893 (254 amino acids)
Cellular component (GO): cytosol
Molecular function (GO): electron transfer activity
Source: RefSeq, a predicted model, not a curated record
UUGGUUCCGCCGCCGGCCCACCCCUCAGCCUAUUGGUCGCAGGGCUCCAGCCCCGCCCUGCGGCCUGACCCCGCGCGCUGAUUGGCUCCGAUCCAGGAAGGGGGCGUGGCCAGGCGCGGAGCGGGGCGAUGGCGGCGUUGCGGGCGCUGGUUGGGGUGAAGCGGGUCAUAGACUAUGCCGUGAAGGUGCGGGUGCGGCCGGGCGGCGGGGUGGUGACGGACGGGGUGAAACACUCCAUGAACCCCUUCUGCGAGAUCGCGCUGGAGGAGGCGGUGCGGCUGCGGGAGCGGCGCCUGCUGCAGGAGAUCGUGGUGGUCAGCUGCGGGCCGCAGCAGUGCCAGGAGACCAUCCGGACGGCGCUGGCCAUGGGGGCCGACCGGGGGCUGCACGUGGAGAUCCCAGCCCCCCAGUACGACAGUCUCGGCCCCUUCCAGGUGGCCAAGAUCCUGGCGGCGCUGGCCAAGAAGGAGGGGGUCAGCCUGGUGCUGCUGGGCAAGCAGGCCAUCGACGACGACUGCAACCAGACGGGGCAGAUGACGGCGGCGCUGCUGGACUGGCCCCAGGGGACCGGCGCCUCCGCGCUGACGCUGGAGGGGGAGCAGCUGACGGUGGAGCGGGAGGUGGACGGGGGCCUGGAGAGCAUCCGGCUCCGGCUGCCGGCCGUGGUGACGGCCGACCUGCGGCUCAACGAGCCCCGUUACGCCACCCUGCCCAACAUCAUGAAAGCCAAGAAGAAGAAGAUUGAGGUGCUGAAGGCGUCGGACCUGGGGGUCGAUCUCUCCUCCCGGCUGGCCGUGGAGCGCGUGGAAGAGCCGCCCCAGCGCCAGGCCGGCGUCAAGGUGGAGACUGUGGACGACCUCGUGGGCAAGCUGAAGGAGGGGGGCCUGAUCUGAGCCCCCAGCCGCCCCUCCUGGAGCCGCUGCGCCCGGCUCUCCUGCUGCUGUGACGGGCGGUGCCCCUGGGGGUCCCCGGGACCUGGCACUGCCCCCCGUGAUUGUAACCGUGCUGCCUUCCGGCCCCGCGCCGCUGCUCCGUCAGCCC